Penaeus chinensis is the source of this 3310-nucleotide messenger RNA. It is a transcript of the gene LeuRS-m, whose product is annotated as probable leucine--tRNA ligase, mitochondrial. Bases 168 to 2885 code for a protein of 905 amino acids. The record is from RefSeq and is a predicted model, not a curated record. Lineage: Eukaryota; Metazoa; Arthropoda; Malacostraca; Decapoda; Penaeidae. Gene Ontology annotation, molecular function: leucine-tRNA ligase activity; ATP binding; aminoacyl-tRNA deacylase activity. Gene Ontology annotation, biological process: mitochondrial translation; leucyl-tRNA aminoacylation. The transcript is spliced from 15 exons. Gene Ontology annotation, cellular component: mitochondrion.
UUCGAGUUGGUGUCCGAUCGCCGGGACCCUCGCAUGGGGAAGGGAACAGGGAACAUUUAACGAAAAUCCUCCAACGGGAAGAGAAAGAUAUUGAUGAGGAUGGUUAAUGUGAGCAGGAUGGCGAGGUAUUUGUUAAGGACGAGACCGAUUUUCAGCCUGAGUCAGCGAUGCAUAUUCAGCAAGACUGGGGUUUGGCCUCUAUGGACCAAGAAUUGACCAUAGAAGUAAAGAGAGAAGCAGAAUCCUACUGGAAAAAUCUUUAUGCAAGCAGGAACCAAGUACAGGAUUCAGAGAGAAGUGGAGUGGGGAAGCAGAAGGGCAAAAAGUAUGUUCUGGCCAUGUUCCCUUAUCCCUCUGGCAAGCUCCACAUGGGCCACGUCAGGGUGUACACCAUCAGCGACGCGAUGGCCAGGUUUUAUCAGUUGCAGGGUUAUGAGGUCCUGCACCCUAUGGGCUGGGACGCCUUUGGCCUUCCAGCUGAAAACGCAGCCAUCGAACGCAACGAAAUGCCCGAGAAGUGGACCUACAGCAACAUACCCCAAAUGAAGGAACAGCUCCUUGACCUUGGCUGCAAAUUUAACUGGGAGCGCGAACUGGCCACCUGCGACCCAGAGUACUACCGGUGGACGCAGCACAUCUUCCUCCUCUUGUUCCGAGAAGGGCUGGCGUAUCAGGAGGAGGCCCUAGUCAACUGGGAUCCGAUAGACCAGACAGUGCUAGCAGAUGAACAGGUCGACAGCAAUGGUUGCUCGUGGAGAUCUGGGGCCAAGGUCGAGAGGCGUUUUCUCAAGCAGUGGUUCAUUAAAACAACCAGGUUUGCCAAGUCACUUCUAGACGGCCUCUCAGAUCCUGUGCUUGAGGACUGGCGUGACAUCAUCAAGGUACAAAAACACUGGAUUGGAGAUUGCAAUGGCUACAGGAUUGAGAUGGAGGUUGUGCACAGUGACAGCAGCAAUGAUGAUGGAAAGGUGGAGGCAGGUGGCAGCUCCUCGGCCACAAAAUUAGACUUGUGGAUGCCUGAGCCAGAACUUCUGCAUGGGGUGAGUUUCAUAGGAUUGAGGCCAGGGCACAAGCUUGACACGGAGGCCAACAGAAAGGAGGAAAUCAACAAGAUUCGGGUGCUGAGAGUGAGGGCCAUUUGUCCCAUCAGUGGAAGGAAAAUCCCGGUCAUAGUUAGCAGUCGGUUGCCAUUUCAAGGUGAUGCAGAGUGCUCUGUGGGUUUGCCGUUUAAGAGUGAGAAGGACCAAGCCAUUGCCAGGACUUGUGGAUUUGAAAUUGUAAAUGUAAAGGAAAAUGAUUUAAUGGUUCAUUCAGGUCUUCUUGAUGGCCAUACUCCUAAUGAAGCAAGGCAGAUGAUAACAGACGAGCUCUUAAGACUAGGGGCUGGAGGGUUUGAAACAAGUGCUAAAUUACGAGACUGGCUGAUAUCGAGGCAGCGUUAUUGGGGCACUCCCAUCCCUAUAAUCCACUGUCCAAAUUGUGGGGUUGUUCCAGUCCCAGAGGAGCAGCUGCCAGUUGUCCUGCCAAAGAUCACAAAGUUCCCAAAGAAGGGCAUAUCUCCACUCAAGGAAGCAGCGGAGUGGAUUCACUGCAGCUGUCCCAAAUGUGGAGGAGCUGCAGAAAGAGAGACAGAUACAAUGGACACAUUUGUUGACUCCUCGUGGUACUUCUUGAGGUUCCUGGAUCCUCACAAUACAGAGAAACCCUUUAGUCACGAUGCCCAAAAAGAUAAUAUGCCUGUUGAUUUGUAUGUUGGUGGGAAGGAACAUGCUGUGUUGCACAUGUUCUACGCACGUUUCAUACAGCACUUCUUAGCAAGCCUGGGAUUGGCAAGCCACAAAGAACCAUUCAAAAGACUUGUCACUCAGGGCAUGGUCAUGGGCGAGACUUAUAGGGUAAAGGACUCGGGCAAAUACCUCACCAAGGACGAAGUGGAUUUCUCAGUCAAGCCUCCUGUGGAACGUGGAACAGGAAGUGAACUUGUUGUGACAUACGAGAAGAUGAGCAAAAGCAAGCACAACGGCAUUGACCCAAAGAAUGUGUUGGAAGAAUAUGGCACUGACACCACAAGGCUGUUGAUGUUGGCAAACUUUGCUCCUUCAUCUCAGAGGAACUGGUCCAAAGAUACAUUCCCGGGUAUUCUGAACUGGCAGAACCGCCUUUGGCUCACAGUCUCAGAAUUCAUCCACAUGCGGCAGGAUAAGGAGCUUCAGGCUGGCAUUCCUUUGAGCAUGGAGGAGACCCAAGAGCACAAGGACUUCCUUUUCGAAAAUCGGAACUUUUACCUGAGAGGAGCGACGUACAAUUUCUUAUAUACGAACCAGCUGAGUGUGGCCAUCUCUUAUAUGCAGGGACUCACUGUAAGCCUGAGGAAAAUACCAAAGGAAAUGAUGCUGACUGAGGAAUUUGAAAAAUCUUUAGCUGCACAGAUUAUAAUGCUGUCCCCUAUAACUCCUCACUUAGCUAGUGAAUUGUGGGCAGGUUUCUGCAGUGUUGCAACCUCACCAUGCACAAAGAAGAAUGUACCUUUAUUGGAGCAACAGUGGCCGGAGGUCGACUCGGAAUUCGGACUGCCUCUCUUCUGCAGGAUUCCAGGCAACGACCCGUGCAUCAUCAAAGUGCCCCGCAGCAUCAUGGACAGCAUGACUGCCGAUACAGCCACGACCCACGCCCUGGCCGACGAGGAUGUCCAGAAGUGCAUGUCGGGGAAGGCGCUGAUCAGGACGCACCUCCAGAUCCAGCCGGGGAUUGGGGGAAACCUAUCCUUCGUGACCAAGGAAUUGGACCCGGCAAGCAGCAAGGAGGAGAGGAAGAGGCUGAAGGAAGAGAAGAAGAGGUUGAAGAGAGAGAGGAAGAGCAAGAAGAGUAAUGCGCAGAGUUUGUAGAGUUCCAUAACUUAUGUGUGAUGUCCUCUUUUUUUUACAUUAUUUUUUUUUUUAAAUAUUAAUAGGAUUGGUAUUUUGUUUUACUUUUUCUUUCAAAUUUGGGGUACUUGAUGAGGGGACUUUCAAAGCCUAUGCAUCAAAGUCCAUACUCUGUUUUUUUGUCUGUCAUGCUCAAAUACUGAUUUUGUUACAAGAGUAUAGAGUGAGAUAUGUAUAUAUACUGUAGUUAUUCAAUGUACAGAAUUGUUCAGUUUCACAGAAUUUACUAAACUCCCACUGUAUAAGAAUGUAGAGAAAAUGUACAAAUGGUUGAAAGUAUUUAUAAAAUCAUAGUUGAGUUUCUUUUGUCUGUAAAUAAGUAAUCUGUAUUUAUUAUUGUUAUUUAUGUACAUUAAGACACAUAAUAAAGUUGAUAUUGUUAUUUA